AUGAGUCCGAGCAUCUCCGCUGAGGCUGGCCAGCCUCUUCCUGCGCGCUCCACUGUGGCCCAGAGAAAACAGGCCCACGAACUCAGAAAGACUUUGAAGCCCUUGCUGGAGAAGAGAAGGCGCGCUCGCAUCAAUGACAGCCUCAGUCACCUGAAGAGCCUGAUUUUGCCUCUUGUUGGCAAAGACAACGCGCGUUACUCCAAGCUGGAGAAGGCCGAUAUUCUGGAGAUGACCGUGCGCUUCCUCAGAGAUCUUCCAUCCUCUCCGGUCAAAGACUCUGCUGACAGUUAUAGAGAGGGUUACAAAGCCUGCCUCCAGCGGGUCUCCGCUCUGCUGCCCAAAACCAGCCUGGACCAGAACGCGUGCCGGCGCGUGAACGACUUCAUCCAGCAGACCAUGUCCAGCACAGUCGCACCGACCUGCCUGAACUGCUGCGCCCAGAGCUCCAGGACUCUCCCUCAGAUCCAACACAGACUCUUGAGCCUCAAGUCGAGCUUCAGCUCCAGACUUGAGAGCCAGUCCCGGAACGACCUGGGAGCCGAGGCCCCCAUCCGAGCGCAGGCCCUCCAGCAGCCUGUCAGCGCUGCCAUGUGGAGGCCUUGGUAGAAUCUA
This is a messenger RNA of Gambusia affinis (western mosquitofish), 612 nucleotides long. It is a transcript of the gene hes2.1, whose product is annotated as hes family bHLH transcription factor 2, tandem duplicate 1. Gene Ontology annotation, biological process: regulation of neurogenesis; anterior/posterior pattern specification; regulation of transcription by RNA polymerase II. Gene Ontology annotation, molecular function: protein dimerization activity; RNA polymerase II cis-regulatory region sequence-specific DNA binding; DNA-binding transcription factor activity, RNA polymerase II-specific. The transcript is spliced from 3 exons. The coding region runs from base 1 to 606 and encodes 201 amino acids. The record is from RefSeq and is a predicted model, not a curated record. NCBI's taxonomy places the organism in Eukaryota, Metazoa, Chordata, Actinopteri, Cyprinodontiformes, Poeciliidae. Gene Ontology annotation, cellular component: nucleus.